AUGACCGGGGAACAUGUUCUGCGGUGCGUCCUGAUGCUCUGCUGCGCGCUCCUCUCAGCCAACGCGAGUAACUGGCUGUACCUGGCCAAGCUCUCAUCGGUGGGAAGUAUCAGGGACGAGGAAACGUGCGAAAGGUUACGAGGCCUCAUCCAAAGACAGGUUCAGAUCUGUAAGCGUAGCGUGGAGGUGAUGGAUGCAGUCCGCAGAGGCGCUCAGCUAGCUAUCGACGAGUGUCAGUUCCAGUUUCGCAACCGCCGAUGGAACUGCUCUACGCUGGAGACUCUGCCUGUGUUCAGCAAAGCCAUCACCCAGGGCACCCGAGAGGCGGCCUUUGUGUAUGCCAUCUCAGCAGCCAGUGUGGCAUUUGCGGUCACAAGGGCCUGCAGCAGUGGAGAGCUGGAAAAAUGUGGCUGUGACCACAAUGUGCAUGGAGUCAGUCCAGAGGGGUUCCAGUGGUCCGGUUGCAGUGAUAACAUUGCUUACGGAGUUGCCUUCUCUCAGUCCUUCGUUGAUGUGAGGGAGAGGAGUAAAGGAGGCCAGUCCUCCAGCCAGGCCCUCAUGAACCUGCACAACAAUGAGGCGGGGAGAAAGGCCAUCCUGUCCAACAUGCGUGUCGAGUGCAAGUGUCAUGGAGUGUCUGGGUCCUGUGAGGUGAAGACCUGCUGGAAAGCAAUGCCUCCAUUUCGCAAAGUGGGCAACGUAAUCAAGGAAAAGUUUGAUGGUGCCACUGAGGUGGAGCAGCGCAAGGUGGGCUCAACCAAAGUCCUGGUGCCUCGCAAUUCCCAGUUUAAACCACACACAGACGAAGACCUGGUCUACCUGCAACCAAGUCCGGAUUUCUGCGACUUCGAUCCGCGCACGCCGGGCAUGCUGGGGACUGUGGGCCGCCAAUGUAACAGAACAUCUAAAGCCAUUGAUGGCUGCGAGCUGAUGUGCUGCGGCCGAGGCUUCCAGACGCAGGAAGUGGAGGUGGUGGACAGGUGUAGCUGCAAGUUCCACUGGUGCUGUUAUGUCAAAUGCAAACAGUGCCGCAAAAUAGUGGAGAUCCACACGUGUCGGUGA
Molecule: messenger RNA, 1062 nt
Organism: Oryzias latipes (Japanese medaka)
Lineage: Eukaryota; Metazoa; Chordata; Actinopteri; Beloniformes; Adrianichthyidae
Gene: wnt4
Product: wingless-type MMTV integration site family, member 4
Biological process (GO): multicellular organism development; cell fate commitment; canonical Wnt signaling pathway
Cellular component (GO): extracellular region
Molecular function (GO): frizzled binding; cytokine activity
Source: RefSeq, marked provisional